AUGGUGAAGGACACGAAGUUGUACGAUCUUUUGGGCGUGAGCCCCGACGCGAACGAUGCUCAGAUCAAGAAGGCGUACCGUAAGUCUGCACUAAAAUACCACCCGGACAAAAACCCCAGCGAAGAGGCGGCUGACAAGUUCAAGCAGAUCACGGGCGCGUACGAGAUCUUGUCGGAUUCGCAGAAGCGGGAGAUGUACGACCAGUUCGGCGAGGAGGGUCUGAACGGUGGCGGCCAGGGCGGCCCAGGCGGGUUCGGCGGGUUCGGCGGGUUCGGCGAGGACAUUUUCUCGCAGUUCUUCGGCGGGGGUGGCGCAUCGCGGCCCCGCGGGCCUCAGAAGGGCCGCGACAUCCGGCACGACAUCAGCUGCACGUUGGAGAACCUAUACAAGGGCCGCGCGGCCAAGCUAGCUCUGAACAAGACAGUGCUCUGUAAGCGGUGCGAGGGCCGCGGUGGCAAGGCAGGUUCCGUUAAGAAGUGUACGUCGUGUAACGGGCAGGGUGUGAAGUUUGUCACGCGCCACAUGGGCCCCAUGAUCCAGAGGUUCCAGACUACGUGUGAGGUUUGUAACGGUGAGGGGGACGUGAUCCCAGCAGCGGACCGCUGUAAGGACUGUGACGGUAAGAAGAUUGCCAGCGAGAGAAAGAUACUCGAGGUUAACAUCCAGCCUGGUAUGAAGCAUGGCCAGAAGAUUGUGUUCCAGGGGGAGGCUGACCAGCAGCCGGGCCAGAUUCCUGGCGAUGUGGUGUUUGUCGUGAACGAGCAGGAGCAUCCAAGAUUCGUUAGGAACGGCGACAACUUGCACUACGAGGCGGAGAUUGACUUGCUAACUGCUAUUGCCGGUGGCCAGUUUGCAUUGGAGCACGUUUCCGGCGACUGGCUCAAGAUUGACAUCGUUCCUGGUGAGGUGAUUGCCCCUGGCAUGGUUAAGGUUAUUGAGGGUAAGGGUAUGCCUAUCCAGAAGUACGGCUCUUACGGUGACCUAUUGAUAAAGUUUAACGUUAAGUUCCCUAAGUCGCACUUUGCCGACGAGGAGGCUUUGAAGAAGUUGGAAGCCAUCUUGCCUCCAAAGACUCUGCCACGUAUUCCACCUAACGCCGAAGUUGAAGAGUGUGUCUUGGCGGACUUCGAGCCUGCCAAGCAUGACUCUAGAUCUGGAAACGGCCGGGGACAAAGCUAUGAUUCUGACGAAGAAGAAGCACACACCGAAGGCGUCCAGUGUGCCUCGCAAUAA
Molecule: messenger RNA, 1233 nt
Organism: Eremothecium gossypii ATCC 10895
Lineage: Eukaryota; Fungi; Ascomycota; Saccharomycetes; Saccharomycetales; Saccharomycetaceae
Gene: YDJ1
Product: type I HSP40 co-chaperone YDJ1
Exons: 1
Coding region: 1-1233 (410 amino acids)
Biological process (GO): protein refolding; response to heat
Cellular component (GO): nucleus; cytosol; cytoplasm
Molecular function (GO): Hsp70 protein binding; ATP binding
Source: RefSeq, marked provisional